Molecule: messenger RNA, 1708 nt
Organism: Thecamonas trahens ATCC 50062
Lineage: Eukaryota; Apusomonadida; Apusomonadidae
Product: RNA polymerase II subunit A domain phosphatase SSU72
Exons: 2
Coding region: 30-1688 (552 amino acids)
Biological process (GO): termination of RNA polymerase II transcription
Cellular component (GO): mRNA cleavage and polyadenylation specificity factor complex; nucleus
Molecular function (GO): RNA polymerase II CTD heptapeptide repeat phosphatase activity
Source: RefSeq, a predicted model, not a curated record
CUCUCUGUGCGCUGCACACACCCCACAGAAUGGACAACAAGAAGCGGAAGCGCGAGAACAACCAAGACGGCAACGGGGGCCGUGAUGAGGUCUUUGCACCUGACGGAGACCUCUUCCCCAAGCUCCGUCCUGGCCUUGAAGUGGUGUACAUCCAGGAGGGCCAUGCCAAGCACACCGACCACUUUGCCGCCGACACAAAGAAUGGCCUGCGCAAACUCGACAUGGUGCAUGCGACAGUGGUAGCCAUCACCUCGGUGGCGGAGAAUCACACCCAGGUGGUGCUGGACAUCCAUCCGGACGACGAUGACUAUGUGACGGGCGGAGGGGAGGAGGCCAACCGGUUGAUGAUCUCGCUGGAUAGGAAUGCGUCAGAGCCGGACUUUAUCAUUCCCUACGCCCUGUACGAGUCGUCGAUCCACACUGCGUGGCUGAAGGACGACGAGGUUGAGCAAAAGUUCGACGACACCUGGUACCUUGGCCGCAUCCACGCCAAGCUCCCAUCGGUCACCUGCUGGGAGUGCCUGCAGGUCAUCUGGUACAACGAGGAGACCGGGGAGUUUGACCCUCCGGCCGAUGGCGCCGACUACGACCGCGUCUCGCCGUGGGAGGUCCGCGAGCCGCUCCUCGACGUCGACGCUCGCAAGCGCCGCAAGAAGCUCGGUGGCGAGGCGUCGACUUCUGCCGUUGAGUCGCGCAAGGCCGACAAGGCCCGUCGCGCCGCCGACAAGGCCGAAGCCAUCCGGUCCUGGCGCGCCGCGCAGGCCGAGAAGGCCCGCAAGCGCAAGGAGGAGGAGGCCCGCCUCGCUGCCGCCGCAGAGGAGGCCAAGGCUGCCGAGGCCGCCGCCCGCGCCGCCGCAGAAGCCGCCGCCAAGGCCGCCGCCGCAGAGGCUGCACGCCGCGCCGCAGAGGCCGAGGCCGCCGCCGCCGCAGAGGCCGCCGCCCGUCGCGAGGAGCAGCUGCGCGAGCAGGAGGCCAAGCGCGAGGCCGCCCGCAAGGCUGCCGCUGAGCGCAAGGCCCAGAUGGCGUCGAUGCUGGAGAAGCGGCGCGAGGCUGCUGCCGAGCGCGAGGCCCGCGAGGCCUCGCAGCGCAAGAAGCAAAAGUACCGCUACACCAUGGUCUGUGCCUCCAACAUGAACCGUUCCAUGGAGGCCCACUACGUGCUGCAGAAGAAGGGCUUUAACGUCUCGUCCUUUGGCACCGGCUCGCAGAUCAAGAUCCCGGGCCCGUCGCGCGACAAGCCCAACUGCUACGAGUACGGCACCGCCACGUACAAGGACGUGUACGAGGACCUCCUCUCCAAGGACGAGGAGCUCUACCGCCGCAACGGCAUGCUCGCCAUGCUCGAGCGCAACAUCGACACCAAGACCAUGCCCGAGAAGUGGCAGCACGCCAACCACGCCGAUGCCGACGUCCAGGUUGACGUCGUUGUCUGCUUUGAAAACCGCGUUUUUGAGGCCGUCCUCACCGACCUGCUCGAGCGCGGCUCGCAGACUAUGGACCCGGUCCAGGUCAUCAACAUCGAGACCGUCGAUAACUCGGAGGCCGCCACCCUCGGUGGCCAGGUCACCCUCAAGCUCAUCAACGAGAUCGAGAACAUCGACGACCUCGAGGACGAUCUCGAGUCGGUCCUCAACAAGUUCCAGAAGCGUGAGCGGACCUCCAUCCUCCACACUACCGCCUUCUACUAAAUCCCUCAACCCCCCUCCCC